Molecule: messenger RNA, 3548 nt
Organism: Petromyzon marinus (sea lamprey)
Lineage: Eukaryota; Metazoa; Chordata; Hyperoartia; Petromyzontiformes; Petromyzontidae
Biological process (GO): developmental process; regulation of transcription by RNA polymerase II
Molecular function (GO): protein dimerization activity; RNA polymerase II transcription regulatory region sequence-specific DNA binding; DNA-binding transcription factor activity, RNA polymerase II-specific
Source: RefSeq, a predicted model, not a curated record
CGGCUCUCUGGCGGGUUCGUAACGCAGCGCCGUCCCCCACCAAACAAAGACAAAAGAUCCCCGUGUAGCCUGUAGCAGACUUGGGGCAAGUGCUGUUAGCGAGCACCGGCACAUGAGGAGGGGGCAGGAGACCAGCACCACUCCAAGGCCGCCUUUGUCUCCCUAGCGGCGAUGUUUACUACACACACGCACCAGGUACUCAUUUGAGGCUGAGCCGAUCUAAGGGAGGCCCAGAACCGGUUCAGAUAAAUCGUCACUGUGUGCUGAUGGCCGUGAACGGGAAUCGAACCCAGGUCGCCGAGUUCGUAGCGCAGCGUGCUAACCGCUACACUAUCGCUCCCCUACUGCAUACAGCACACCUCACUAGCCACGUUAACAAACUCACUUCGGUUUAACACGGACUUGUAGGCUUUCACGGCCAAUGUUAUCCAUAAUAAGAGGGUUUUUUUCUGGGUUCGAUCGCGUAAGUAUAAAUGUGUCGUUAAACCCGCCACCACCCGACCCAGCUCUGGCUGCCCGGCUGAUGCCAGUUGGAAAUACUGGCGAAACGUCGUACUCGAAUAGUACAUGUUGUGGGUCUUACUCGUCACGUAUUGGCACGGAUUUGUUUACGUGACAAAACCUUCCACCAUGUAGUUUGGGUCUUUCGGUAAAGUCACGUGGAUAGGUUCAAAGAAAAUAACAAAAAAACCACGACGUUUCGAUCGCAACACAAGCGGUCGUCAUCAGGAAAAGGGGGUUCGCCUCUGAAGGCAAGACUACGAUCAAACUUAGUAGUUUUUUUCCCUAUUUUCUUUGAACCUAUCUUCGUGACUUUACCGAAAGACCCAAAUAAUUAUAAAUUCCUGCAGUCACGAAAGCUUUAAGUCGAUAUUUAAAACCUUACCAAUUGGGCCGUGUCGGGUGGUGGCGGGCUUUAACGACACACAUUUAUAAUUUUACGCGAAUCUAACUCCCCCUCUGUUACGGAAACUCAACUUAACCCGCAGUUAAACCCCGGAAUGCCGAGCACUUCAAACCCAGCCGAGCGCACGCCACCCCAUUGCCUCGUGGUGGUCGUCAACCGACCCCGCUCCCCCCCCCCGUCAAACGCGAUAGCCAGCCAAUGGGGUCCAAGUAACAUCACCGGAGCUGGGGGGGGUGGUGUUGAAUAAAACCGGCGGGGGUCCCUCGCUGCGUCUCUGCGUGAGCGAGGCGCGGAGCGAGGCGCGGAGAUCGAAGGGAGAUAUCGCGACCUCGUCUCCUGCGUCCCAGGCAGACCACGCCGCAAAAAUCACUCGGAUAAAACCCAGCACGCAAACAACUAAUAUCGUCUUUCUCGGGAGUUGUCUUCCGUUAUUCACCUGCAGCGCAAACAUUAAACAAGCUGCUGCUGCAUUGUGGACAAAGAUUCCCCGUGUAGUCGUACAGACUGCCGGGGGCUAGCGCAGGAACAGGCGACGGUGUCACCUCGAGAGCUUCAACUCUGGCAACCUCCACCUGAGCGGCCGUCACUCGUGGUACAAAGUAGGGAACAGAAACGUAACGAGACAAAAUCACACCUGCUCACCGCGCUUGGUGGCUGGUGGCGGUGGCAGCAGCAUCAUCAGCAGCAGCAAGCAAGCGGUGACAUCCUCGUCCCUGCCAAAGACGAUCAUUCUCCCGCGUUCGUCCGCUGCCCGUCGAGAGUCGUGGACGGGGACCUCGAAACACUGCGACCAACGAUGUACGAGAUGGACUCCCUGUCGCCUCCGUCUCCCUCGAGGAGUCUUGUGACGGACGAGGAGGAAGAGGCACCCCUGGGGAGAUACCGCAGCCCCUUUGGCGGGACGGCGGUGAGGAAGCGCUCCGGGCUUCGCGGCGACGCGGCCGUGACUCCGGGAUGCAAGAAGGGCAAACGAAGCGCCGCUGGCGGUGUCAGCGGAUCAAUCGGCCAUCACCAUCAACAGCUGCUGCUGCUACAGACAAACCAUCAUCAGCUGCCGCAACAGCAGCAUCGGCAGGACAGCGACCACCAGCAGCAGCAGCAGCCGCAGCAUCAUCAUCAUCAGCAGCAGCAGAAUCAAAAUGAACCGGAAUCGCAAAACCAGCGGUUCGUGGCGAACGUGAGAGAGAGGCAGCGCACGCAGUCGCUCAACGACGCCUUCGCCUCGCUGCGCAAGAUCAUCCCCACGUUGCCCUCGGACAAGCUGAGCAAGAUCCAGACUCUGAAGCUCGCGGCGAGGUACAUCGACUUCCUCUACCAAGUGCUGCAGAGCGACGCGGCCGAGGGAAGGGCGCCGGUGCCCAGCUGCAGCUACGCGGCCACGGAGCGCCUCAGCUACGCCUUCUCCGUCUGGAGGAUGGAGGGAGCCUGGUCCAUGUCAGCGUCGCAUUGAUGGAGGGUCGUGCUGGUUGGUGGUGGUGAGGAGUGGUGGUGGUGGUGAGCAGUGGUGGUGGUGAGGAUUGGUGGUGGUGAGGAUUGGUGGUGGUGAGGAUUGGCGGUGGUGAGGAGUGGUGGUGGUGAGGAUUGGUGGUGGUGAGGAUUGGUGGUGGUGAGGAUUGGUGGUAGUGGUGGUGAGGAUUGGUGGUGGUGAAGAUUGGUGUUGGUGAAGAUUGGUGGUAGUGGUGGUGGUGAGGAUUGGUGGUGAUGGUGAGGAUUAGUUGUGGUGAGGAUUAGUGGUGGUGAAGAUUGGUGGUGAGGAUUGGUGGUGGUGAUAAUUGGCGGUGGUGGGGUGGAUCGGUGGUGUUGGUGAGGAUUGGUGUUGAUUGUGAGGAUUGCUGAGUGGUGGUGAGGAUUGGUGGGUGAGUGGUUACAUUGAUUUAGGGUGGUGGGUGUGGUAGUGUUGGUUGAUGACGGUAUUGAUGAGUACUGGUGAGGACUGUGCAUAGUGAGUGGUGGCGAGGGGUGAGGAUGGUGGGUGGUGGUGCUGGUGUUGAUCGUGGGAGCCUGUUGAGAACUCCUGCGCGUCGCUUUCUCAAUGGAGACCUGGAAGAUAGGUUAAUCAACUCAUCACCAUGAUCAGCCAUGAUCCAUCUACUGCUGGAUGAAGGCCCCCUCGGAACGGCCGCCAACUCUCAUGGUCGUGCAUUGAAGCGAUCCACUUAGGCACCGCACACGAGCUGAUUGGAUGGGAUAAUUAAUAAUAAUACCAAUAAAAUAAUAAUUGUUAAUUGUAUGUACGUAUACAUGUGCACUGCCAGGUCGUGUCUAUAUUAUAACUUCUGGAUUGACUGAAGGUCAUUGGGUGCAUAUUGCAAUGAGCAUUCGCAAUGAGGAUUUUUUCAGAGUUAUUGAAUACACUCUGAAUCUCAAGAUGCUGUCACACUGAACGACAGAGACAGAGAGAGAGAGAAUCAUUCCGAAUUAUUCGGAACCUUGAAUUUCAGUCUCGGCCACUCGAACCACGGCUUGUCUAGAGGCACAGCCCCGGUUCGUGUUGAUCCACUGCUGGAUGGAGGCCUCCCCCCACGCUGGGUAGACGGCAAUGGGUUCCGAAUGGACGUCUGUGAAAAAAUAGCUUCGUAAAAUUCCUCCAGUAUAAAUCUUGACUUAAAGCUUUCGUGACUUGCAGGAAUUCAUAUUAUUU